Neodiprion fabricii is the source of this 1256-nucleotide messenger RNA. RefSeq names its product calcyclin-binding protein. Gene Ontology annotation, biological process: heart development. Gene Ontology annotation, cellular component: nucleus. The record is from RefSeq and is a predicted model, not a curated record. The transcript is spliced from 2 exons. Gene Ontology annotation, molecular function: tubulin binding; ubiquitin protein ligase binding; S100 protein binding. The coding region runs from base 184 to 876 and encodes 230 amino acids. NCBI's taxonomy places the organism in Eukaryota, Metazoa, Arthropoda, Insecta, Hymenoptera, Diprionidae.
UAUACCUGCAAGACCGUACUGUAUACUGCCUGUGUUUCAAGACUAUGGUAUAUGGUGUAAGGCAUUGGAACUUGAAGCAACGUGAAACGUAGAAAAUCUAAUCACGCAAUUUGAAGAAAAAAUCUUGCUAACGAAGACAAUUUAAGAAGUUUUACUCGACUUUGAUAUCAGUUCGAAAACGAAAUGUCACCGUCUAAAAUCGAUGAAAUCAAACUGGAUAUCGAGGAGCUAAAUAAGUUUAUGGAACAAGCAACUCGACAAAAGACAAAGGAUAUUCUCACAUUGGAGCUACGAAAACUUCAAACAGAAUUGUCUAAGCACUUAGAAGGAAACCAAAACCUGGAAACUAAACCAACUUCAACACAAAUGUUUGGUAACAAAUGUUAUGAAGUUAAACUGAACAAUUAUGCAUGGGAUCAGUCAGAAAAGUUUAUAAAAAUAUACAUUACAUUAAAGAAUGUUCAAUCUUUACCAAAAGAAGCGGUAUACUGCGAUUUCAUGGAGAGAUCUAUUGAUCUUCGCGUCUUAGGAUUGGACAGUCGAAAUUAUCAGCUUCCUAUUAACAAUUUAUGUGAAGAAAUAAUUCCUGAACAAAGCUAUACAAAAGUUAAAACUGAUAUGAUUGCUAUAUUUUUGGCUAAAAAAUCACCUAAGAAUUGGUCCCAUGUUACUGGUGUUGAAAAAAGAAUAAAAGAAUCUAAGACACCAGCAGUGCCUGAAAUGAGUGAGGAUAGUGACCCAAGCUCAAAUUUGAUGAGUCUUAUGAAGAAGUUUUAUGAUGAGGGUGAUGACGAUAUGAAGAGAACGAUCGCAAAAGCAUGGACCGAAAGUCAAGACAAACGAACAUCCGGCCUGCCUUCUGUUUCACCUCUUUGAAUGAUAUAUUGUUAAUGUCAUAAACUUAUGUUUAUAUACUAUAGAAAUUAAGAUUUCAUAAUAUACAGGGAUUCUCUGGUGAAAGAGUAACCUCUUAGCCACGUGCCCACGCACAACUUUGACAUGAGCCAAGCGUAGCGGACACACGCUACGAUCGAAAACUUGAUCAUGUGUUGGCACUGGCAGUGUGCGCGUGGUUCAGAGGUUGACCUUGCACUAGAGAUUCUCUGAAUGUAUACCGCUUUGCAGUAUAAGCUCUUAUCGGUUUUCUAAUGAUCAUAACUAUCAUUUAUUCAGCAUCGCGAAAUAUAUGUUUCUGCUGUGUAGGAAUAUGUAACCUUGAAGAAGACAAAUACAAUAAAUAAAUUAUAAAAUUAUAA